UGAACAUUUGUUUAGGUACGGUUGACGUUUGAGAGGCAGAAGAGUUCAAACACCGAAACAUUUCUCUGUUUUCAAGCGCAGGUAACAGUGACAAGCAGUGGAGAUCAUGUCUAUCCAGGACCGCAUUCCCCAACAGGGGAACACAGUUGGUCCCGAUCUUGUGAACAUUGAGGUCACGCGGAACCACUCGGAGCUCUUCAGAGCAGAAUGUGUGAGGCUAAUGCAGGAAACUGACAAAGCAUGCAAACGCAUGCAAACUGAUGAUAAAAAGCGACUUGAUCAGCGAGUAAGAGACAUCCAGUUUCUGAAGAGGGAGUUGGAGCUGAAGUUGGAGGAGAUUAUUCUGGAGAUUGAUGUUCUCAUAGCGUUGCAGAGCCGAGUGGGAAAAGCCCUGGAGGCCUGCAGAGAGCCUCUGAGAGUCACAGUGGUCUGCCUGGAGGAGAGAAGGAAGCGUGUUCCUUCUGAGAGACUACACGACGAGGUGGACAGAGAGCUGCUGAAGGAGAGGGAGGUUAUUGAAGGAGUGGCUUCCCUUCUGCAGAGAGUAGCAGAGCAGAUCACUGAGCAGAUACGAUUGGACCGAUCCGCCAAGUACAAGCUGGAGCAAGAUCUGAAGGAGAAAUUUGAGGCUCAGAGCAUCGACAACUCCUGUGCUUUAAUGACCACUCAUCCCAUCAACAACCUGCAGAGGUCCAAAAACAAUGAAAUUGUUCUACCAAGUUUGACAGUGACUCCGAAGCAGUGGGAGAACAUCUCGGACCUCAACAUCACCAAGGCGGAGCAGCAGAAGACCAACUCUCUGUCUCUGCGGGCCCUGGUGGAGUCUCUCCUGGAGCAGACAGCCGCUGACAUGCAGAAGCAGGUCCAGGCCACAGCAGCAGCCUUCCAGCUGAACAUCCAGGAGAUCAAGUGUUCAAAGAGCCAGAUGGAGGAUCAAUUGGCCAAGGUGCUGUCUGAAUCUGCCAGGCUGAAGAGGAUCAGAGACGAUCUGCAAGUGUCCAUCUCAGACAACGAGCAUGUCCUGAGCCUGGCCCAGGCCCGGCUGACUCUGCGCCGCCAGAGGCCCGGGAAAGAGCAAUGCUAUGAUCCAGUGCAGGCCCAGCUCCUCGCAGAGGUCGAGCAGCUCACCGCUCACAUCAGCAAACUGCUGGAAGCAGCGGCCCAGUCAGAAGAGGAGCAGAGGGCGUUGGAUCGCUGCCAGCUCGACCUGCAGGAGAACAUCGAGAUGAAGGCGAGCUCUCUUUACAUCGACGAGGUCAUCUGCGCCCAACACAGGGAGCCCAUUGUCAUACACAACUUCUGAGAGGGUCUCCUGUACCUAAACAAAGUAUUUGUUUCUAUAAACUUUACUUUAUAUUACACAUGUGAAUUUAUUUCUCUUUCAUUUGGUAUGAUCUCAGUUUUUAUUAGUGUUUUCUUCAUUAAGUUCACAGUGAGACUUGUUUUUGUGCUUUCUAACAAUCUCUCAGUAAUAGUUUUACUUUCGGUGCUUGAAAGAGAGACAGGUGCAUCUCAAUAAAUUAGAAUAUCAUAGAAAAUUUUAUUUAUGUCAGUAAUUAAAUUCAAAAAGUGGAAAUAACACAUUAUCUAGGUCCAUUACACACAGAAUGAAACAUUUCAUGUCUUAAUUUAUUUAAUUUCUUCUAAUUAUAAUGAUUAUGGCUUACAUUUAAUGGAGACCUACAGUUCAGUGUCUCAAAAAUGUAAUAUUGCAAAAGACUAAUUAUAAUUAAAGUAUGUUUAAUAUGGAAAUGUUGGCCUCUGAAAAGUAUGUCAUCUAUAUGACUCAAUACUUGGUUGGGGCUGUUUGACUUGAACUACUGGAAAUUGACUUUUCCAUGAUAUUCUAAUUUAUUGAGUUGCACGUGUAUAUAGGCUACUUGUGUACAGAACCCCAAUCACACUCCUUAAAUAUGUCAUUGGAACUUGCUUCUGCAGUAUGUUAACAUGUUUUUAAAAUAAUUGCACUUCUGAUUUAGACAGGUAAACUUUAUGCCAACUUUGGCAGCUCCUCAUCUAUUUCUACAUUUAUUUUUCUACUGUGCAAGUUGGCCAAUAUGCUGCUGACUCAAAGAAUUGUAAGCAAUUGGCAUUAAGGUUGAAUAGCUGUAUUUGUAUUUAACAAAAGGAACACUGCACCUUUUCUUUGUGCAACAUUAUGCACACAUCUGGUAAACAUCCAAAUCCCCAAAAUACUCAGUUUACUUAUGGAAGAGUAAAAGAAAACCAGCAACGUCUUGUUUGUAAUCAGAAACAGUGAAUUUUUGGCUUUUCUUUUUCCAAAAAAAGAGGCAUUAUCCAAAUGUUUACAGAUUAAUUUUCUGUCCAUCAAGUAAUUAUUGGAUUGUUGGUUUAGCUGUAUUUAUAUCUUGUGGAGAAAACCCAUUAAAGUUGUCUUUAUAACUCA
Messenger RNA from Centropristis striata (black sea bass), 2407 nucleotides. RefSeq names its product tektin 1 (gene tekt1). Gene Ontology annotation, cellular component: microtubule cytoskeleton; nucleus. Bases 107 to 1303 code for a protein of 398 amino acids. The record is from RefSeq and is a predicted model, not a curated record. NCBI's taxonomy places the organism in Eukaryota, Metazoa, Chordata, Actinopteri, Perciformes, Serranidae. Gene Ontology annotation, biological process: cilium movement involved in cell motility; cilium assembly. The transcript has 8 exons.